Messenger RNA from Meloidogyne enterolobii, 1338 nucleotides. The record is from the annotation of a GenBank genome assembly. Lineage: Eukaryota; Metazoa; Nematoda; Chromadorea; Rhabditida; Meloidogynidae.
AUGAUGAUUCUGAUUACCAAUUCUUCUUCAUUAAAUUUAAAUAAAAUAAUUAAAUACCAAUUACCUUUACAAGAUUUUUCUAAAAAUUUUUGUUUAAAUAUUAAAAAUAAAAAAGAAUAUAGCGAAUUUAAAGAAUUUAUUGUUAAAAGAAAACAAAAUUAUUUUGGACAAGGAAGUCCUAAAAAAAUUGUUGGAGAAAAAAUAUAUUGUAGACAGUGUAAAUCCCCAAUUGAAUCAAAAACCUUAGCAAUUACUGCAAUUACCCAUUUUGGAGUAUAUGCCCAUUGGCAUCCAAAUUGUUUUGUUUGUGUUGAAUGUAAAGAAUUAUUGGUUAAUUUAAUUUAUUUUGCACAUCAAGACAAUAUUUUUUGUGGUCGUCACCAUGCAGAAUUAACCAAGCCUCGUUGUGCUGAUUGUGAUGAAUUAAUAUUUGGGGAGGAAUGUACGGAAGCUGAAGGAAAAACUUGGCAUUUAAAUCAUUUUUGUUGUAUAAAAUGUAAUCAACCAUUGGCUGGUUGUCAAUAUGUGAUGAAAAUUUUAAAAGAAAAUAAAAAAGAAUUUCCUUUUUGUUUGGAUUGCUGUCAAAAUAAUUCUUCUUCUUCAAAUAAUUAUUGUGCAACUUGUUUUGUUAAAAUUCCUUGUGAUUAUCCACAUAUUGUUGCUAAAAAUGAAAACUCCUUUAAAUGGCAUAUAAAUUCUAAUUGUUUUUGUUGUUCUGUUUGUAAAAGAGCUUUAAUUGGAUUGCCUUAUUCAUUAAUUAAUAACCAAUUAUUUUGUAAUUAUUGUAAAAAAAGAAGACAAAAUUAUUUAAUUAAUUCCCCUCCUCCUUCUCCUCUUCCUUCAUUAUCUUCUUCUUCUACAAUUUCCUCUUCUUUUUCUCCUUCUCCAACAAAAUCAGAAUUUAAUGAAAGUUUGCUUAAAAAUUAUCCAAAAAAUGUCUCAAUAGCAAAAACAAUUAAUUGGAAUAAACAAAAGCCCCCUCCUUCCUUUUCCCCUCCCCCUCCUCUUCCAAUAAAUGGCCCCCCUCCUUUACCUCCAUCAUUUAUCAAACGUUCAUCAUCAUCAGAAAAUUUCUAUGAGACUGUAGCUCCUUCAAUGCCUAAAAGAAAAACAAAUUUUGAGAAAAUAUUUGGAACAAAUAAAAGUACUUCAAGUAGUUUUAAAAGUGAAUAUUCAAAUAAUGAUGAAAUAGGUAAAAGAAAAUAAAUAUUUUUUCCUUAUAUUUUUAAGAUUCACCUUGUUCAUCAUUUUCUGUCAACACUAAGAAAACAUUAAAUAAUGGGGAAAAUUCUAAAAGUAAAUAUUUAAAAAAAUUUAAAUUUUAUAGAAAUUUAGUUA